AGGUGAAAAUUCGCCCUCCCUGACGGCAAAAACUGACAGCGAUCAUGCCUCACACUAGAAUGUGCUGUCUCCCUCUCAUCCUGUUCAUGUUUAUUGGAAUUGCUACCGCAAAGUUUGAUGAUAGUGAAAAUGCUCAAAAGGAGAGUAGUCUCAUUACUAAAAUGCUUUUCGAAGGUGAGUUUAAUCCGGUUGAUAGAUGUUUCAUUUAAUCCUUUAUUUCAUGUUUAGAAAGCAUUGUCAGAAUGAACUACAUGCGAUGUCGGAAAAAGAUAAAAUUUUCAAUUAAUGGGUCCGAAUAAUGUGUGAAGGCGAAGACAUCGUUUGAUAGAUAUCUGCAUGAAUAAAUAAUCAGCCACAGAAAAAUACUAAAAGAGUGAGUUUCAUUCAUCACCAACUCAAUCAGUAUAUUCCUCGAAUAAUUGAUCGAAAAUACUUCAACCGUUUCCUCAAACUAAGUAAUUAAAGAUCAGGAGGUUUUAUUAAAUGUCACUCAAAUUCAAGCCUUGUUGUCAUUCACUUCUCUCACGAUGACGUUAAAAAUCUGUUACACAUGUACAUUUCAAGAAAAAUUAAUUCUCUUCUUCGUUGUCAAACACGCUAAACGAUAACUGGAAAAUUUCCAUCAAAGGUUUUGCAAAGCAAUGAAAAGAGUGAGAGCAUAUUUAUGAUGGUGCUUUUUUAUUUAAAUUCAGGCCAAAGCAAUUGAUCAGUUUGAAUUUUUCAUCUCUCAGACAUGUUACCAGUUUUCGACGAUAUUGAAAAGCGUGCGCGGUGCGCAAACCGUAAAAGUCACAGGUGGUGUAAGAAACAGGAAAUGUUCUUCCGCAGCUGCGAAACCAAGAAAAUGAAGAAGAACUGCCAAGCAAGCUGUAGACAGUGUAAGUAGCCUUUCCUUAAUAUCUUGCUCUCACCUUCUGUCACUCUCAUUUUGGACUCUAGUAAAAAGUCAAGCAACCCACAAGCAACGCUAACAACAACAUAAAGUAACAUAAAACACGCUUCAUCAUCUUCAUCAUCAAACGGCUCAACAAAAGCAAUGAAAGCAAGAAUGACAAUGAUUUGCUCAAGCACCAUUUGGCUUUAGUACAAGUCAAGAGUAAAACACUUUGUUGGAUGAUACUUACUUCGCGCCGAGCUAAAGCUCUUCUGCAAUGAGCGCAGUUGAUAAAUUAAAAAACAAGAGCUGUGAAAUCAAGGAAAGGAGCAUGACAGAGUACUUUUUAAAGGCAACUAGUUCAUUAAUACGGCUUUACUGUUUGUUAUUUUUGCAGGUGGCUGACAGGAAGGCAUGCUGUAUCAUAGGGAAAGGAUUUGGAGGAAGAAUGAAGGAAUAAAAUGAUCCAAACAAAUAAAAUACACGAAAAGAAAUAUAUGUUAAUUCUAAAUUACUAACAACAUUGUUAUCC
Molecule: messenger RNA, 1406 nt
Organism: Pocillopora meandrina
Lineage: Eukaryota; Metazoa; Cnidaria; Anthozoa; Scleractinia; Pocilloporidae
Source: the annotation of a GenBank genome assembly